CGUAUGACGUACUUCCUCUAAGUAUCGGCUACGGGGAAACAACAUCGAAACGACCCCAGCCUUAAGCGAAAACACAAAAUACUCGCGUCUUUACCGACUGGCACCACCUGCGAAGUAUUCCCCGAAAGACUUAACACCACCAACACAAAAUGCCCCAGAACGAGCACAUUGAGUUACAUCGCAAGCGGCAUGGCCGCCGCUUGGACCACGAUGAAAGGAAAAGGAAGAAGGAGAGCCGUGAGGCCCAUACGCGUUCCCACAAAGCCAGGACGCUGAUUGGAUUGAAGGCCAAACUGUACAACAAGCAGAGACAUUCAGAGAAGAUCCAGAUGAAGAAGACCCUCAAAAUGCAUGAACAGAGGAGAACCAAGCAGAAGAACGACGAUAAGACCCCAGAGGGAGCAGUGCCAGCCUACCUGCUGGACCGAGAGGGACAGUCCCGAGCAAAGGUCCUCUCCAACAUGAUCAAACAGAAGAGGAAAGAGAAGGCUGGCAAAUGGGAGGUGCCCCUGCCAAAGGUGCGUGCCCAGGGAGAGACAGAAGUACUUAAAGUCAUCAAAACUGGAAAGAGACAAAAGAAAGCCUGGAAGAGAAUGGUCACCAAAGUUUGCUUUGUCGGAGACGGCUUCACCCGUAAACCCCCCAAAUAUGAGCGUUUCAUCAGACCCAUGGGUUUGCGUUUUAAGAAAGCUCACGUCACACAUCCAGAGCUGAAAGCCACAUUCUGCCUUCCCAUCCUGGGAGUGAAGAAGAACCCCUCCUCCCCCCUCUACACCGCCCUGGGAGUCAUCACAAAAGGAACAGUGGUGGAGGUCAAUGUCAGCGAGCUGGGCCUGGUUACACAAGGAGGAAAGGUGAUCUGGGGUGAGUGCUCCUCUUUGGUGUACUUCAUGUGUUUCUGCACAGUGGCUGCAGAUAACAUUAGGCUACGCUAAUAUUAGUGCUGGGGGGAAA
This is a messenger RNA of Notothenia coriiceps (black rockcod), 954 nucleotides long. It is a transcript of the gene nsa2, whose product is annotated as NSA2 ribosome biogenesis homolog (S. cerevisiae). The transcript has 5 exons. Lineage: Eukaryota; Metazoa; Chordata; Actinopteri; Perciformes; Nototheniidae. The record is from RefSeq and is a predicted model, not a curated record. Bases 150 to 935 code for a protein of 261 amino acids.